Messenger RNA from Sturnus vulgaris (Common starling), 2684 nucleotides. It is a transcript of the gene PCBP3, whose product is annotated as poly(rC) binding protein 3. NCBI's taxonomy places the organism in Eukaryota, Metazoa, Chordata, Aves, Passeriformes, Sturnidae. The record is from RefSeq and is a predicted model, not a curated record. Gene Ontology annotation, molecular function: RNA binding.
ACAUCCUGCUGCCCAGGGAAUAUUCUGGGCGGUGGGAAAGGUUUUCCUGCCCUCUGGCACUCGGCUUAUUAGCGGCUGAGGCUGCUCCAUUGAUUGUAUUGACGUGCACGCCCCAGUUAACUUAUUGGGAGCAGCAGCAAAAAUCCAGCUGGCACCCGCCACCCAUGGCGCUGAAACGUGCUGGGUUCUUUCCACCACUGUUGGAUUUUUGCAGGAAGCAGGCUCCUGACUCCACAGCUGGGCACAACCACAGGCAGGUGACCACAGAGGAGGACUGCUGGGCUGUGGUCGCCAGGGAGACUCUCUGGCAUCCCAGGGAUCCCCUCCUCCACAGGAUGAUUUGCCAUGGUUAGUGGAUGCUGAGGAUCUGCCCAAACCUGUUUGCAAUGUAGAGAAAAAUAUAAGUUCUACUUGCCUAUCCCAAACACAACCUGGAGGUGAUGCUCUUCAUCAUUAUCCCCUGACUCCCAGCCUGUGUCUGAUUUCUCUCUGAAGUUCACAUUAAUUAGGUUUGGUCUUUCCUCUGUGCCGUGCCUUAACCUCUGCCAUGUCCUGGUCUGCAGGCUCGUGCCGUGGACUGCUGGGCUCCCCCCCCGUGCUCAGCAUGCCCUUUUCUGGUGCAGCCAGACCCUCCCAGGAAUCACUCUGGAGCUCAAGGCCAUCCUGUAGGGAAAUGGAGUCCAAGGUCUCCGAAGGCGGCCUCAACGUCACCCUCACCAUCCGGCUGCUGAUGCAUGGCAAGGAAGUUGGAAGCAUCAUUGGGAAGAAAGGAGAGACCGUGAAGAAGAUGCGUGAGGAGAGCGGGGCAAGGAUCAACAUCUCGGAGGGGAACUGCCCUGAGCGGAUUGUGACCAUCACUGGCCCCACCGAUGCCAUCUUCAAGGCUUUUGCCAUGAUCGCCUAUAAAUUUGAGGAGGACAUAACCAACUCCAUGAGCAACAGCACUGCUACCAGCAAACCUCCGGUGACACUGCGGCUGGUGGUGCCGGCAAGUCAGUGUGGCUCCCUCAUCGGCAAGGGGGGCUCCAAGAUCAAGGAAAUCCGAGAGUCCACAGGUGCUCAGGUCCAAGUGGCGGGGGACAUGCUGCCCAACUCCACGGAGCGGGCGGUGACAAUCUCGGGGACACCCGACGCAAUUAUUCAGUGUGUCAAACAGAUCUGUGUGGUGAUGCUGGAGUCCCCACCAAAAGGUGCCACCAUUCCCUACCGCCCAAAGCCCGCCUCCACCCCUGUCAUUUUUGCAGGUGGUCAGGUAAGAGCCGACCCGCUUGCAGCCUCCACUGCCAACCUCAGCCUUUUACUGCAGCACCAGCCGCUGCCCGCCUAUACAAUUCAGGGACAAUAUGCUAUUCCACACCCGGAUUUGACCAAGCUCCACCAGUUGGCUAUGCAGCAAACCCCCUUUACUCCCCUUGGACAGACCACCCCCGCUUUCCCUGGAGAAAAGCUGCCCUUACAUUCCUCCGAAGAAGCUCAAAAUCUGAUGGGCCAGUCAUCAGGUUUGGAUGCCAGUCCCCCGGCCAGUACUCAUGAACUCACCAUUCCCAAUGAUCUAAUAGGCUGCAUAAUCGGACGCCAAGGGACCAAAAUCAAUGAAAUUCGGCAGAUGUCGGGAGCGCAGAUCAAAAUCGCCAACGCCACGGAAGGGUCAUCGGAGCGCCAAAUCACCAUCACAGGAACCCCUGCAAACAUCAGCCUUGCGCAGUACCUCAUCAACGCCAGGCUGACGUCUGAGGUCACUGGAAUGGGCGCACUCUAAUUUCCACCCACCAUCCUCCACUCCGCACCACCCGACCCUCUCCAGCCACCGGCACUCCACCCAGCCUGUACUGCCUGUACAUUUACCGUCUUCCCUUUGCCUCCACAGAUACUCUUUUCUUUACUAACGAAUAUAUAUACACAUAUAUAAACACACACGCGCAUAUGCACACACCGGGACGUUUCUUUAUGAGCUCUUUACUCUGUGCUCCCGAGGCUGGUCCCAAACUCUUUGGUUAUGGUCCUUGUUUUCAGCAUUACGGUGUUAAUUCUUCAUCUGCUUUUUGGGGACGAGAGGGGGGGGAGGGGGGCGUUAUUUUUUUUCUCUCACUAGCGAGACUUCAGGAGCUGGCGGGAUUUCUAGUAUCAGUCUAGUGUAACUACCUACACAUCUGAGUUGACAUUGGCGGUACUUUCUGUAGCCUAUGGACAUACAUGAUGCCACCCAGAGCUGUGCCUGCUUCAGAUGACUUAACUUUUCUCACCCUCCUUCCUUUGGUGCUUCCCCCUUGCUUGUCCUGGCUCACCUUAGCCACCUCACGCCCCUGCCCUCUGGGUAAGGGCAUGCUUUACACCCUGUGUUAUUUGGGAAGCAGAAGCCAAGUGCAGGUUCAACCCACAGGCUUCUCUCUUGGAACAUGGCAUGGUCCAGACAAGCCCUUUUUCCCACUAAACUAAGGGAAUCACACACACACACACACAUACACACACACACAUACACACAAAUGCUCAUGUUCUUUUAACUAAUGAGCACCUGGAAGUGGGAAGAACUCAGCUAUAUGGGAUUCAUACCCCCAGGGGCCUUUGAAAGCACUCUUUUGGCAAUCCCCCACAAGAAAAACCUUUGGACGAUAGCUCAGGAAGCUCUGUGAGCCGGUUGUGUUUGUUGUUGUUUGUGUUCAAUAAAUGUCUGUGCAGCUCUGGUA